AUGCCUGAAGGCGAGCAGAACGGGAUCGACUUCAAUCGACAGAUAAAGACAGAAGAUAUCCACGACUCACCUCACUCAGCCUCCACGCUGAAGACAUGUCACCUGACGCAGAGCUCUCCGAUGCAUGGAGGUCAGCUGACUGGGGAACUCACCUCUCUUCACACCAUGCAGCAGCUGGUUCUGAUGCCACCGUCUCACCUGUCCUCUCCGUCCCCCUUCCUGCUCUCCCAGGGUCCCACCAGCCACCAAGCCCUCCUGCAGCAGAACCUGCUGUCCCUUCCUAGCCAGAGUCAAACGAGUCUCCUUCAGCAUCAGCCUGGACUGGCUCUGACUCCACAGGCUAUGAGUCGCUCCGGUCUGGCGGGACCAUCGAUGGAGAACCACAUGGACAUGUCCCACCUGCAGAUGCCCAAACACAUGUCAGUCCCCCCGCAGGAAGAGGCCAGUGAUCUGGAGGAACUGGAGCAGUUUGCUAAAGCGUUCAAACAAAGACGCAUCAAACUGGGCUUCACGCAGGGAGACGUGGGCCUUGCGAUGGGAAAACUGUACGGGAACGAUUUCAGCCAGACCACGAUCUCUCGCUUCGAGGCUCUCAACCUCAGCUUCAAGAACAUGUGCAAGCUCAAACCUCUGCUGGAGAAAUGGCUGAGUGACGCAGAAAACUCACCUUCUGACCCGAUGAACAACCCUACCUCUCUGCCGCCCCUGAUUGAGGGCUACGGACGCAAACGGAAAAAGAGGACAAGCAUCGAAACGAACAUCAAGAUGACUCUGGAGAAACGUUUCCACGAUAACCCCAAGCCCAACUCUGAGGAGAUAACCCUGAUCUCAGAGCAGCUGUCCAUGGAGAAGGAGGUGGUUCGAGUUUGGUUCUGUAAUCGGCGUCAGAAGGAGAAGAGGAUCUACUGCCCGGUGUCAAAUUUAUCCGUCAAAUCGCACAGCUACAACUCCAGAAUGGCGUCAGUAUCCAGAUCCUACAGCCCUCUGGCUUCAGGCGGAGUUUCAUCAAAUUCCUCUCCGAACAGCGCAAGCCGCGAAGCUUCUCCAAACAGUCUGUCUGCUGUCUCCGCCUCUUUAACGUCUCAGGUCAACCAGGCUUCCUACAGCACACCAGGGACCUGGUACCGCGCAUGGAACCCGGCUGCAUAUCAUCACUGAGAAACACGAACUGUAUCAUAUGAAGCUUCUCAAGAUUGUUUUUGUUUGACACUGAAGACGUGACGCAGUAACACAAUAUGAGGCUAUAAAACCUUAGACGGACCCAUAAGACAAAGCAAGCAGCACGAGCAGAGGACUGGAGUCCCGACGGCCUCCAGCUGUUUGAUUUGUGUUUGUGUGACUCUUUAGUCUGCGUACGUCAGCUGCAGAGACGAAGAACACACAGAAAAAUACACACAUGCAAAAAAACAACAAAAAAAGCACAGGUGAUGACAGAUGAAGACUCAAUUAACCUUUUUGAAUGUUGAAGGAUUCACUGAGAUUGUGAACCGAGAUGUUCUUUACGCCAUCUUCACACGGGGCUGCGACUAUCUCAGUUGUUGCUGUUUAUUAUGUGUUUCUAUGUUCAUAUUAUAGUUUGUGUUUGUGUUGCCGAAUUUGACGCAAUCCUAACAUUGCAUACUGCUAGCCUGUCUAUAUGAAUACCAGUUUAAAAAAGUUUGGACACACUUUCCCAUUCACUUCAAUGAGACAGCGCGUCCAACAGUUUGCACACUUGAUGCUGAUGAAGCAGAUUAGCUUUUGGUUGUUGUUGUUUUGUUUUUUUCAUGUUAAACUUACUAAAUAAUAACUAAGGAUGUGUUUUUUUCUGAACUUAAACUUUGAUUGUUGCUUAUUUAGUCAAUAAUUUAUAGAAAUACUUAGAUAGAUUUUAAACCUUUAAACCUUCUGAAGCUUUAAACAAACAUUUAGUGAACCAGGAAGUAGUUCGUAUGACGUGUCGUACGACUGCCUCUAAAGUCAAAACUGUUUAUAGCUCUUCUGAAUGGCUGCAUACGACUGCCCCCCAGACCUCCCUCCAAGAAUAACUUUUGUAUGACUUUAUAGUUUCGGUGUGAUGAAUUGUAAAAAUAUGCAAACAUUUUGGUGCAAACUUUUGGACAGUCUCUCCUCGAAGGCAAUCAUGUGAUGCUCAUUUGUACACACAAGAAGUGGGUUUGCGCCCCGUUCACACAUACAAAAACUAGAGGAACCUGCAACCUGGAGGUCCAACCUUUUCCAGUCUUAAAGGUCCAGUGUGUAGCUGCUUCAAAAACACCUUGGCGAAGAAAAUUUAUUUAAGCUACGUAAUUCCCUCAUAGUCCAACAUCUAGCUAGCUAGUUAAUUUAUUUACCGGCAUAGUAAAUGUUAUCAAAUCAGAAAGAAAGUGGUAAAACAGCCCAAAAGAAAAUGUUUCUCGCAAUGCAUUUAAGAUCUAUAGUCAGAAAUGUAAUAUAAUAUUCAUAAAUAUAUUUUCAUUAGUGUAUAAUCACCUGAAAAUAGGAAUUGUUGUGUUUUUGUUACCUUAGAAUUAGUUUUUAUCUACAGAGGGC
Molecule: messenger RNA, 2532 nt
Organism: Morone saxatilis (striped sea-bass)
Lineage: Eukaryota; Metazoa; Chordata; Actinopteri; Moronidae
Gene: pou2f3
Product: POU class 2 homeobox 3
Exons: 12
Coding region: 1-1158 (385 amino acids)
Biological process (GO): regulation of transcription by RNA polymerase II
Cellular component (GO): nucleus
Molecular function (GO): RNA polymerase II cis-regulatory region sequence-specific DNA binding; DNA-binding transcription factor activity, RNA polymerase II-specific
Source: RefSeq, a predicted model, not a curated record